Schistosoma rodhaini is the source of this 2486-nucleotide messenger RNA. Lineage: Eukaryota; Metazoa; Platyhelminthes; Trematoda; Strigeidida; Schistosomatidae. The record is from the annotation of a GenBank genome assembly.
GAAACGGAACGGCGGGCGACUUUGAGAAGAUUCGACUUUUUUUACCGUGCCUGUUGUUGCCAGGACUUCCGUUGUAUGGGGCCUUACAUGACUUAUCUAUUGCCAGUUCUUUGAAAAUAAUAAAUUCAUUUAUUGGUAUUGUCCUAGCUUUGUUACCAUUAUAUUCGAUCUGGUGUGUAUUUGUGCCUACUUUCUCGUUGACGUCUUCAAACUACAUGUGGUUUAAACCUUAUUUCCUAACUACCGUGCUUAUCAUUCAACAAUUCAGUGUGGAAGAGAAUAUCUCAAACCUUAUCUUGUUAGUUCCAGACUAACAAACUUACUAAAGUCGAUACGUAUAGAUUGUGCUUGUAUUCAACUGUAAUUACAGUCAUUUCUGCCGCAAAAGUCGUCGAGGAAUAGUUUCGUAAUUGCCACUCGAUAUAUCAUUGUGGACAGGAAAACACUUGUUUUCAACAUUGCCAAAUAUUUAACUUUUCCUCAGUCUAGUGCUAGUUGGUAUUAUAGUUUAUCUUCUGUAUUGUUUGGCUCAUUAGCAUUUGCUUUAUCAGGGUAUUCAGCAUACAAAUUACAGCUAUGUUCACUAAAAGUAUUAGAACUUUUUCGAUCAAUGCUUUAGAAAGCUUUUCGAUCUAGAUAGUCCUGCGUAAUAAGGUUACCACUAUCUAAUAUCAUGUAGAAUGUUUGUAAAUUUUAUUUUUCAACUUGCCUAAACAUUUGCUAUCACUAGGCACUGUUAUUUCACAUAGUAAGCUUCCGUGAGAAAGGUAACCAUUUUGUGGAGUCCAACUUGAUUUGUUGUUAACAUCCACCUAUUUCUGCUUCCACAUUUUCCUCUUUCUAAGAUCUCUUCAGCCAGACGAGUUUAAUUGUGGUGAUUAUAACCCGUCAAUUAAGUACCAUUUCAAUUAAGUUGUCCACGAGUUCAUAUAGAAUCUCCUAUCAGUCAUUCUUUUAUAAACAACGUAAAACCUGCCUCAGCCAUGCAUCGGUUCAAGUUUUCAUGCUGUAUUAGCACAGCAAAAUGAACUUGUCGAGACAAAUGUUAGAGUAUUACAGCCGGUAGUGAACGUGUAUCUAUUGAAUGAGUGAGGUUUUUAGUUUAGGUUAGGAACGAUGUGCUUAAGCAAAUUUUUUGGAUGGCUUUCAAGUUACAACAGUAAAUUUAUCGUUUUAAUUUCUGCUUUUGAAUGUAUAGGGUGAUGCUGUGGGUGAUAUAAUCAAUCAUAAUGAUCCUGUGUUUCUGAUGAUUUGUUUAAAGUUUUUGAAUACGUGUCCAAAAUCCCCUUGUUUGAUUACGUCAAAUGUUCCAAUAGUAAUCAGACGUGAUACCCUCAGUUUUGGUCCUACGUUUAUCAGAAAAUCACAAUCUUACAAGGAAAGAAGACUGCUAGGUUAUUCUCCGGAAAACAUGUUUGAUAUUGCAAUUGACGUUGGUCGUUAUUCAGAAUUUCUACCUUGGUGUAACCGAUCAACUGUUUUGGAACAAGGUGAAGAUAACAUGCUAGCUUGUCUGGGUGUUGGAUUUCCUCCACUUAGUGAAUCAUAUAUGUCUCGAAUAACAUUUCAGCGACCAAAGCACUUAAAGUCUGUCGCACAAAAUACUGGAAUGUUUCAUCAUUUAAUUAAUGAAUGGUAUUUUCAUCCAGGUCUCCCAGACAAUCCGAAUUCUUGUUAUGUAGAGUUUUCCGUGGAUUUCGAAUUUCGUUCACCACUUUAUUCAAAAAUUGCUGGAUUAUUUUUUGAUCAAGUUGUUACUGUUAUGGUAAAUGCUUUUAUGAAUCGUGCUCAAGUACUACAUGGUAAACCAUCCAUUGCUUCUCAAAAGCCAAACAUAUUAAUUUAUAACAAAUAAUACUAUAAUUAUUAUAUAGUUGUGAUCAUUUGUUCAAUGUAUAAGUGAACAGAUUAUUUUUUUGUAAAAUAUCGAAUAAAUACUUCAUAUUGUAGUUUCUAUGUGAAUAGUUUUCACUUUGUGUUACCCCAAAAAGAUCGAUUCUGUUGUUGUUGUUGUUUGUUGAUACAUUUAUGAAUGAAAAACAAAAUGAUAAAAAGAGGUACAUUUUUCGGUUACAUCCAGUAGGAUUUUCCUUUCUGAUAUAUAAAAGUACUGCUCUUUUGUAUUUCAAGUGUCUUGCUGAAAACAAAAUACCUCAUGGAUGACUAAAGAGAUAUACAUAUAUCUCUUCACAUAUAAAUAUACUGGAGUUUGUUGUUAUUUCUUGUUGCUGGGUGAAAAAAGUCUCAUUCUCUUCCGUUUUUCCUUUUUUUUCCAACUUUUGUAAUAGAAUACAAAACAAUAUUCCAAAAUUGAUGUGCUUGCUAUACUUUAUUAUUUCUAAUUUUAUUGUUGCUUGUAUUAAGUCUUGAGCUAGUUACUAGUAAUUGAUGAUACUUUAUCGAAUCAUCUUUUCUUCUCCUUCUUUCUUCUUUAUUUCUUUGAUUUCAUUUUUGUAAUUAGCAAAUAAAUAUACGGGAAAGUGUAG